AUGUUUAAAAUAAUUGUUUAUUUAUUUGUAUUUAUUACAUUGUUUGGUGUAUAUGGUAUAUUUGGACAAUUCAAUCCGACAGUUCAUCUGACACUGUUGAACAAAGAGAGAAGUAAUGCAAACCUUACUUUGUUGGCAUACAGUGUUUGUUUGAAUAAUGCAGCACAAGCUCAUUCAAACUUUAUGAGUUCAACACGUAACCUUACCACUGCCGAUCCACACGGUGGAUUGUUUCAAAUGGUAGAUUACUAUGGACAGGUUGAUGUCCAAAAUGUUGCCCAGAAUAUUGGAAUGGGAUACAGAAAUGACCAACAACUCAUUGAUACAUUCAUGAAAGGUUCACAAAAAAAGAACAUUCUCAACCCUCGAUUGACAAGUGUUGGUGUUGCCGUCUCUAAAGACCAAGAUGGAUAUCUAUAUUGGACUCAAUUCUUUGCAAAUGGUGCCUGCUAUAUGCAAAAUUAA
Messenger RNA from Heterostelium album PN500, 465 nucleotides. Its product is annotated as CAP domain-containing protein. Lineage: Eukaryota; Evosea; Eumycetozoa; Acytosteliales; Acytosteliaceae. The transcript has a single exon. The record is from RefSeq and is a predicted model, not a curated record. Bases 1 to 465 code for a protein of 154 amino acids.